Molecule: messenger RNA, 3460 nt
Organism: Xenopus tropicalis (tropical clawed frog)
Lineage: Eukaryota; Metazoa; Chordata; Amphibia; Anura; Pipidae
Exons: 2
Coding region: 29-2029 (666 amino acids)
Source: RefSeq, a predicted model, not a curated record
CAAUCAGAUACUUUCUUCAGACGAAGAAAUGAUGCCAAAUCUUACAGACCAGGAAGAGAGUAUAGAACCUCUACAUGGCGUUCAGGGCAGAACACAUACUUUAAAUCUCCCAGAGUUAAGCAAACUAAAUCUCCCAAGUCUACAGCCAAAACACAAUGACGGUUCGGAUGUCCAACCUCCAGUGGGAGCAAGAUUAUCGGCCUUUCAGGAGGUCUGGACAACAGAAAUUCAGGAUGCAUGGGUGAUAUCCAUAAUUCUAAGAGGGUACCGCCUAGAAUUUCGUCAAAAGCCUUUGCUAAAUCAUUUCGUUUCUACCAUUCUACCUCGCGAUUCUCAAAAAAGAGAUUUUCUUUUCCAUUAUGUCCAGCAGCUCAUGCUAAAACAGGCAGUCACCCUAGUCUCACCUCCAGAGCAAGAAAGAGGAUUCUAUUCUCCCCUCUUCUUAGUCACAAAAGCUACGGGAGACCUACGUCCCAUUUCAGAUCUGAGGAUGCUAAACAAGUUUUUAAAAAAAAAAAAAAAAACAGACUUUCAAGAUGGAAACCUUAGCAACGAUAAAGUCGAUGAUUCGUCCGGGAGACUGGAUAGCCUCUCUGGACCUAAAAGACGCUUAUUUACAUAUUCCGAUUGCUCUGGAGCAUCAAAGAUUUCGGCGGUUUUGUCUAAAAGAUCAGCAUUAUCAGUUUCGCUGUCUUCCAUUUGGGCUGGCAACCUCGCCCAGAACCUUCACGAAGGUGCUGGUUGUAAUCAUAGCCAAGUUGAGAGGAUAUGGAAUACAAAUUUAUCAUUACCUCGACGAUCUUCUUCUGGUGGCAGCAGAUCCAACAAUCUUACGUUCCAAUCUUCAGAGGACCAAAGAAGUGUUGGAGAGGUUCGGUUGGAUGGUGAAUCUAGCCAAAAGUCAAGUGGUACCUGCUCAGAGGAUGAUUUAUUUGGGAGCCCAAAUAGACACCUUGUUGGGAUUAGUAUCUCUACCGAGGAAGAGGAUAGACCACAUCGUGCUUCAAGUGACACAAUUCAGAAAGAAGUCGGCCACAUCAGCAAAGAAGUUCAUGAGUCUGUUAGGUCUCCUGACUUCAACUAUUGGCCUUGUCAGAUGGGCCAAAUGGAAAAUGAGACCUAUCCAAUUAUCCUUUCUGAGUCUAUGGAAUUCAGUGGACCAGAAUUGGUCACAAACAAUUCAGAUUACCCUAAAGUGCAAGAGACAGUUUCUCCCCCUGGAGAAUCCCGAGUGGAUAGAGAUAUACACGGACGCUUCAGGCCUAGGUUGGGGAGCACAUCUCCUCAAUUUUUCAUCUCAGGGGAGAUGGAGGGAAGACCUUCGAGAAUUCCGUCCAACAUCUUGGAGCUCAGAGCAAUUUUUCAGGCACUUGUCUCUUUCAGGGUAAUUCUCCAGGGUUCUGCUGUCAAGGUGAGGACAGACAAUGCUGCUGCAGCAGCUUACAUCAGAGAACAAGGAGGAACGAGGAGCAGGUCACUCCUCAGGGAAGUUGGUCCAAUUAUGGAGUGGGCUCAAUAUCAUCUCUUAGACUUGACAGCCCAAUAUGUUCCAGGUAAGGAGAAUGUGCAAGCAGACUGUCUCAGUCGGAGACUUUUGCUCAAGGGGGAGUGGGCAUUGAAUCCAGCAGUGUUCUCUUGGAUAAUCUCCGUCUGGGGUUGUCCGGAAGUGGAUCUAAUGGCGACCCAUGUGAAUGCCAAACUUCCAGUGUUCUACUCCAGAGUCCCCUCUCCAGGUGCAGCGGCAGUGGACGCUUUAUCGCAGAGUUGGGAAGGCCUAUUCGCGUACAUUUUCCCUCCGAUUCCUAUCAUUCUGAAAGUUCUGUUGAAAAUCCGGCAAUCCAAAAUGACGGUGAUUGCAAUUCUCCCAGAUUGGCCGAGGAGGCCUUGGUAUCCUUUGUUGAGAAGCCUCUCAGUAUCUUGCCCAUUACAUCUCCCACAGAGCAGGGAUUUAUUGAUUCAGGGCAGAUGGGAACAUCCAGAUCCAGCAAGUCUCAAUUUGAAGGCCUGGAAGUUGAGAGGAGGAUCCUAAGGGAGUUAGGAUGCUUGGAGGCGGUAAUUGAUACAUUGGUUAAGGCCAGAAAACACAAUACCAUGGGUAAGUACCAUAAAAUCUGGGACAUCUUUCCGUGCCUGGGCAGUGGAGAGAUCCUUGGAUCCAAUGAACCCUUCAGUGGGAAACAUUUUAGAUUUUCUGCAAGCCGGUCUUGAUAGGGGAUUGAGCUUAAGUACACGGAAGGGUCAAGUGUCCGCUUUAUCAGCAAUUCUAGAGAAGAAAUGGGCAAAAGACCCAUUAAUAAUAAGUUUUUUCAAGCAGUAAAUAGAGUUCGACCUCCAAGGAAAAGUACAUUUCCAGCGUGGGACCUUCCGCUUGUUCUGAAGGCACUGUCUUUGCCGCCAUUUGAACCUCUAGAUCAGGUAUCAUGUUGGUUCAUGACUCUAAAAACAUUUUUUCUAGUGGCUCUUACGUCAGCACGAAGAGUUUGUGAGCUUCAAGCUCUGUCAGUUGAUCCUCCAUACACCAUUUUUCAUGAAGGGAAGGUGGUACUAAGACCUGUUCUCAGUUUCUUACCUAAAGUUGUGUCUAAAUUCCAUAUUAAUGAGCCAAUCUGUCUCCUUAGAUUUUUCUACAGCUCAGAAUCAAUUAUCUACACUGGACGUGAAGAGAUGUCUUAAGACUUAUAUUGACAGAACUGAGGAAAUCAGAAAAUCAAGAAAAUUGUUUGUAAUCCCAGCAGGGAAAAGAAAAGGCGAAGCAGCGUCCAAAUCAACUCUGAGUGCUUGGAUAGUCAAGGUAAUUUCCAAAGCGUACGAACAACAGGGCAGGACACCGCCGGAAGGAGUAAGGUCUCACUCUACCAGAGGCUGGGAACCAGCAGGGAAACCCAUCAGUAAAGAUUUUAUGUUGACGAGGAGGAUGGCCAGGAAAAGAAAAUCUCUGUAAGUAUGAAAUGAUUUUCUCUUUUCCUGGCCUUCCCCCUUGUCAACAGAACCUGCCUUUGUUUUCUUGUUUCUCGCUUCUUAAUUGGACUGGAGCAGAUUGGGAAGCUUUAUUGGCUUGCAGUUGUAACCCUGUUUCUUCUGUCCAGGUGGUUUGGGGGUGGGGAAAUAGCCAUCAGUCUGUUUUGUUUUUUUCCCUUCAUGUGGUCAAGGAAGAUGGCCAGGCAAAGAAAAUGCCUGGCAAGUAGGCUAAUGUUUGUUUUUCUUUUCUCGCUGUUUCAAUCUAUCUAACAUGGGAAAAAAACAUACCCCGCCACAAGUACCCCAGGCGGGACACUGACCCACCAUCCCUGCUGACCAUUUUGGCUGACAGUUGUCCACAGUUCAGGAUGAAAAUGAUGUUUGCGGCGAGAAAGGUUUCCUGAUGUUGUGCCGUUUAUUGUUAGAAGAGUCACCUGAUGUGUCUAUGGCGGAGCACGGUUUCCAGACCUGACGAAAGCUAAUAAACCCUUGCCGUGCUUUU